AUCACUGUCUUAAAAUUAGUUAUUACACUGUUGUAUUUUUGGUUGAGGAAUUUUGUCAAACAUUUGGCGUGCGUUCUGCAAUUUCAAUGGAGAAAGCUGACUACAAGCUUCUUCUAUCGUCUCCUUCUGGUCUCUCACCAUCUCAGGUAUCGGUGGUUUUUGAUCAAUUAUAUGACAGGAUUCCUCAUCCUGAUAUUGAAUUAGAAAACUCCAUUGCUAAGAUUUGGGACGAAAGGGUACUGAAGAAUCCAUCAUUUUACAAUGGAAAAAAGUUCCGGUAUGGAGGUUACAAUGUGCCUAGUGGGAGUGGAUCAAACAAAGAUUCGCACGUAUGCCUCCACCUUGGUCUGACAGAAUAUAGGACCUUUGUGGGGACAAAUUUAAAUCCGAUGUGGGAAAAGUUCCUUGUUCCAUCAGAAGAUGACUCUAUGAUGUGUCAACAUAUGUCAAGUCCCCUGGGAAAUGGUGCAAUUGUGGAGACAUCUGACGAGAAAAUAGUUGUAUUGCAAAGAAGUCAUAAUGUUGGUGAAUUUCCUGGACAUUUUGUUUUCCCUGGAGGCCACCCAGAGCCUGAAGCAGUUGAAAUUGCUUCUCAUCAGCGCAGCAAAGACUUUAAGGACACUGAUAUGAUUAACAGGAAAGUUUCUCUUGAGAUGUUUGAUAGUAUUAUUCGUGAAGUGGUGGAAGAAAUUGGAGUACCUGCAACAUCUCUGAGCAACCCACUUUUUAUUGGUAUAUCCUGCCGGGUGUUGAAUGUCAGACCAGCUGCAUUUUUCUCUAUCAGAUGCUCCCUUAAGUCUGAAGAAAUUCAACAAUUGUAUCGCCAUGCUCAGGAUGGUUAUGAAUCAACCCAACUCUAUACAGUUUCAUUGGCUGAUUUGGAAAACAUGGCAUCUAAAAUGCCUGGGUGCCAUCAAGGUGGAUUUUCUCUCUAUAAGCUGAUGAUGGAAGCAUUAAAGAAUUCAUGAUUGUCCCUGGUACUGAUUUUAAUUCGUUAUUAUCAUAAGCUCAUGUCAAUCCUCUUCAAGAUGUAGUACUUGCAUGUCGCUCAUUUCAUGACAUGUUUUCCAAUUCCCAUCCUUGUAAAAUUUCAUUAAUGUAAGAUUGCUUUACAAAUAAAACUGGCUUACAACCCCAAAAGAAAAAACUGCAAGAGGCUAAAAUUGCUCAAA
Messenger RNA from Mercurialis annua (annual mercury), 1172 nucleotides. RefSeq names its product nudix hydrolase 9. The transcript has 9 exons. Bases 87 to 968 code for a protein of 293 amino acids. NCBI's taxonomy places the organism in Eukaryota, Viridiplantae, Streptophyta, Magnoliopsida, Malpighiales, Euphorbiaceae. The record is from RefSeq and is a predicted model, not a curated record. Gene Ontology annotation, molecular function: GDP-mannose hydrolase activity.